Molecule: messenger RNA, 1477 nt
Organism: Triticum aestivum (bread wheat)
Lineage: Eukaryota; Viridiplantae; Streptophyta; Magnoliopsida; Poales; Poaceae
Exons: 3
Coding region: 47-1378 (443 amino acids)
Molecular function (GO): protein binding
Source: RefSeq, a predicted model, not a curated record
AGCAACCUGGGAGGGGAACGAACGAACGUAGGGUUUUUGAGCUUCGAUGGAGUCGAGAUCGGGGCGUCGUCGCCUCCGUUCCUCCUCCCCGACUGAGGACCGCAUCAGCACCCUCCCAGACGACCUGCUCCUCCUCAUCCUCGCCCGCCUCCGAUCCAUCGCCGCAGCCGUGCGCACCAGCGUCCUCUCACGCCGCUGGAGCGGCAGCGGCGGCCUCUGGACCCGCCUCCACGAGAUCGUCUUCCGCGACAUUACCUUCCCCUCGCUCGAAGCGGCGCUCGGUCGCGUCGUCGACCCUCCCGCGGUUUCCCUCCUGGAAAUCCGCGUCCCCGAUGUGCACCGGCCGGGCACCGAAACCAACGUCGGCGGCCUCGGUUUCAACUCGCUGCUGCGCGCUGCCGCGCAGCUCGCACCGGAGGAGUUCGUCUUCCGCUUCCCGUGGGACUUAACCGAUCGUUCCCUCGUCGUCGACAUGCCUUGCUUCCCCCGCACCACCUCCAUCGUCCUGGUCAACUUUUUCCUCUUCCUCCGUGUCCCCGACGGCGUCGACUUCCUGGCGCUCGAGACGCUGUCUCUGUCGGGCAGGCUGCCAGAUCUCGACCCCUGGCUAUCCUGCUGCCCACGCUUGCACGCGCUCCGGCUGCGCAGAGUUUUCAGUGAGGGCGAGCUGAGGGUCAUCUCGGCGUCGCUGCACGAGCUCUCCAUCUUCCGCCUGUACCAACGGAUGCACGGCAUCAACAUCGUCGCCCCCAUGCUCAAGCAAUUGACCAUGUCCUUUUUCUCCUCUGGUGCCAGCAUCUCCGUCUUGGCACCAAUGGUGGAGAAGGUCUCAUGGGACUGCAGGUACUCCAAGCCGUCUAUUGUGUUUGGUCUUUGGCGGCUAGAGCAGGUGACACUACAGAUGGGAGAGACACAAGGACAUGUCCCUACACUGCAGAUUUGUGCCCACGCCACCUCGAGUAUUUUAGGGACCGAAGAGCACACCUUUGCAGAGGAGAUAGAGAAGCACAUGAUUGCCGGGUUUUCUGUUUUGGAACUACAUCUCACAACAAAUGGACAUGCUUUUGGAGCACUCGUGUUUCAUCUCCUUAAGAUGGUUCGAAUUUGUGGUUCCAUACGCAGGCUUAAGGUCGUCCUAGAGAGAUCAACGGUGAAAGAAGAAUGCCCAUUUGAUUGUUUUUGUGAGCCUUGGAACUGGAGAUCUAAAACUAUCUCCUUGUCUGCUCUUGAGGAAGUGGAGAUCAACGGGUUUCAGGGAUAUGGUCAGGAGAUUGAUUUCUUGAAACUGAUAUCCCAAUGUGCGCCGAUGCUUAAAAAGACGACAAUGAUGUUGUCAGAGGAGACCUCACCAAGUAACGAUGAAUCCGCAAAGAUAUAGAACAUCUUUAAGGCGUAUUCUUCUAUGCAGUGCAAUGUUUACCAUAAUUCUGGUGAGUAUAUGUUUGGCAUGCAUUAUUAGCAUGAGCACUGCUGCAUA